This is a messenger RNA of Plectropomus leopardus (leopard coralgrouper), 1569 nucleotides long. RefSeq lists its product as uncharacterized. Gene Ontology annotation, cellular component: nucleus. Gene Ontology annotation, molecular function: DNA-binding transcription factor activity, RNA polymerase II-specific. NCBI's taxonomy places the organism in Eukaryota, Metazoa, Chordata, Actinopteri, Perciformes, Serranidae. The record is from RefSeq and is a predicted model, not a curated record. Gene Ontology annotation, biological process: regulation of transcription by RNA polymerase II.
UAACUGAGGAAUUCUGUUAUCCGUCAGGAGUUUAUAAUCACAAAUCGCUGCACGGAGCUAAAGUGCCUUUGAAUGCACCAUGAAGCCGCAGCUGUCUGUGACCAAGAAGCGUCCGAAAGCAGCCGGAGCUGAGUCCGCUCUGUCUCUGCAGGAGGAGCUUGUUGCAGCGAUACACGGAGCGUUUGAGGUGGCUGUGGAGAUCGCAGUCCGAGAGGUGACAAAGCUUGUAGGUCAGGCAACAGGAGACGUGUAUGAGGAGAUGCGACGAGAGAACGAGUCCCUCAAACAAAGACUGCAGAGAGCUGAAGCUCUGCUGGACUCUGCGCGCGUGGAGGAAAGACGUGGCAGCUCUCCUCCUACAAAGCAGCACCCGAAUGCCACAAAACGUACACAUCAACCGCCUAACGCUAAAUUCAAUCAAAAAAGCCUCAAUCCUAAAGUGGGAAACGUGCACAGUUGCUUGGGGGUCAGAGGUGACGCUUCUCCUGCAGGUCACAGCCGUGCACACCAGCCGCCCCCUGACUCCCUACAUGCACCUGAGGAGCAGAGAUCAGGCGGUGAUGUGAAGACACAGCAUGACAGUGAUGCUGAUGAGAGGGAAGGAAAUGAUAGAUGUGCUGUUGCUUGUGAUGCCUUGAUUGAAGAAGCCAGUGUAGAGACCUCCCGUGUGUGCGGGGUGAGAGUAGAAAGCGUCAACCAGCCGUGCCGAGACCUGGCAUCUCAAGACUGUGACUCACCACCACUUCCCAGCGGGGACGACGAGUCCAUUUUAAGGCAGGUUACAGUAAAGCAGGAGAAGCCAGAAGAUGAGGGAGAGGAUUCGGCUUGCUGUUUAGACUCGAUCAAAGUGGAGGAUUUUAGCCCGGAGUGUAUGUCAGCGGUCCAGUCAGAAAUGCUGGAGGAAUGGAAACCAGAAGUGCUGGAUAAUCAGGGCCAAGACUCAAACGCGCCUCUGUCCUGCACCAGGCUGGCUCAGGAGUUCCCAAACAUCUUCCAACUGGCAGAACCAACCUCCAUCCCAGAAGCCCCACCACAGGUUUAUGGAGUCCACGUGCGGACCAGCCGCAGCCUCGGCCACACCUUCACCAACCUCUAUGCCUGCAAGCACUGCGGCCAGACGUUCCACCUGCCCAGUUUGCUGCGGCGGCACUACGGCCAGUGCCAGAAGAAGCUCCAGCAGUGUUAUCAGCAACCCAUUGAUGGAGGCAAGAGGACCAGACUGCAGCUUUAUCCACCGGGCUGCAGCCCCUUCCGCUGCACGGAGUGCAACCGAGAGUUCAACCGCAUGGAGAAUCUCAAGACUCACCUUCGCAUCCACACGGGAGAGAGGCCGUACACCUGCUCGGUAUGCUCCAAGUGUUUCCGUCACUCUGGGGCGUUGACCAGGCACUUCCGCAUCCACACCGGUGAGAAGCCUUACAUCUGCGGACAGUGUGGGAAGUCCUUCAGAAACUGUGGGGGGCUUAAAUUCCACCAGCGUUCACACAGCAAGCAGCUACAAUAGCUGCAUUUCUGUUUAAUGUGAGAUGGAAACAGCUGAUAUGAUGCAAUGAUUAAUAUGUUUUAAAG